AUGUCUAUAGCAUUUAUAUCCAAUGUAAUUUUUAACAGCUGUAUCAUAAUACAUUCAAUGAAAAAAACCUAUCACUCUGCUCAUUAUAAAAGAAUUGACUUAUCAAAAAGUGUGAAGCCAGGCAACGUUAUCGUUAACACUGAUUUUUCAUCAGCAAAACUGUUUCUAAAAAUUGGAAACCCCAAAUAUAAAAAGCUAAUAAUUCCAGGAUACUUGCAUUCCCCAAGAAAAUCAUUGCCGCUUGAAUCAAAGAUUGAAACUGAGGAGCCUCCUCAAGAACCAUCUCCUAUCCCAAACCAAUACUCAGAUAUUGAGCAAAUUAAAAAUGCAAUCUUUUCUCCUCCAAAUCCAUCACCUACAAUUCGGUCAUUUUCACAGAGAUCGAACUAUGUCCCUACUUUAAAUCUUGGAAACCCAAAUCAUGAAGGACGUCUCAGCUUAGGCUCAAUUAAAAGUGGCCAUAAUGAAUCAGAAAUGGGAAGCAUUGAGCAGAUACAUGCAUCAAGCAUUGAUAGAUAUGAAAGAAUUUAUGAAAGAAGCCACACACGGUUGGAAAACGAUAGAGAUAAAUAUAUAAAUAUCAAACAGAAAUAUGAAGAGCUUCUUGAGCAUUAUACUCAAAGCAAAUUUUACUAUGAAGAAGAGAUAAGGAGGCUUAAUCUUGAAAUAAAAAAACUAAAAUUGGAAAGUUUUCAUAAAUACAGAAAGUCAGAUUCAGAUGAAAAUAAAAUUCUGAAAGAGCUUCAAGAAAUAAAAUCAAAGUUGUGUUUAAAAUCAAAAAUAAUUUAA
Blepharisma stoltei is the source of this 789-nucleotide messenger RNA. NCBI's taxonomy places the organism in Eukaryota, Ciliophora, Heterotrichea, Heterotrichida, Blepharismidae. The record is from the annotation of a GenBank genome assembly.